CUUCAGAUGUUUGGCUAAGAAGGACCCAACAGUUUGUUUUAGUUGUUUUGAUAGCUUGAAUUAAAGUACACUCGGUGAGAUUUGAUUGCUACUAACUAUGGAUGAUAACUUUCCCUUUGCCGGCUACGGCUUGGUAGCGGUUGGAGUUUUGCUCACCGUUUGCAAGGCAGAAUCCGGAGAGCAUGCAAUGGCUGUGGUUACAUAUUUAAUCAUGCACAUCGUUCUUUUCUUUGGAGUUCUGCAAAGAAAUUGCAGUGCAGUUCAAGCGUACGCCAAGUUUGCAAUGUUGGUAUUUAUCAUUCACGUGGCAGCGAUCGUGAUAAAGACGUGCGAGGAAGUGCUCAAAUUGAAGCCACUGCUGUCGUUUGAGGUGCUGAAUUUGGUUUUUAUCCGGGCCGUGGAAGUUUUGUUCAUGUAUGCAUUGCUGCAGCUUGUGAUAAAAAUAACCGGUGACUUUGUUGAAAAGGUAAACAAAGAGCAAGGAAAUGAUGAUACGUCACCAUCGAAAGGGGAAAUAUCCUAGAAGGAAGAAAAUGGUUUACCUACUGGUAUCAAAAUAAAUUGUAAUAAUCAAAGUAUUAGUGCAAAAAGCGAAAAAGGAAUUGGAUCCACCGAUAUUGUCAUUGACGUCUCUGAUAACACUAUUGGAAUCGCAACUGAGCCUCUUUUGCCGAAUGCUGCCCCCGAAAAAUAAAUACAGCAAAAUAUGUUUUGAAAUUAACGAAUGUUAUUUUAUUUACUGACAUUAUUCCGUAAACACACUUUUGUUUAUUUAAGGCUUUGAAAAUUAAUUGUUCAAUUAAACUUACGUGCCUUACAAUGUAUCGUCCAAGCCAAAAAUAGAUUAAACCACUGCUGCGAAGUAUCGUGGCGAAUCCAUAACAGGAAGCAUUUCUUGGAAUCGAUAAUCAAAAGUGCCUUGGCAAAAAGUGUAGUGGUCGAAAAAAGGCUGAUGAUCAAAAUAGGGGUUGGGGUUGUCUGAAAAAUAGCAUAUUUAUAUUUGAGACACAAUAAGAAUCUUACGUUUGGGAAUAUUUGGAUGGAAGUACCUUGCAGACCAAACCGUAAGAAAGUUGGGCUUUCCAUACAUUUUUUCGAUUUUUCCCAUACAAACUUCACCUUCGAGUAUCAAUGGGUUAAUGUUGACCGAUUUUGCUCAUUUUUGGCCCAGAGUCCUAAAAUAGCUCAAGGAACAUUAUUCAGCUUGUGGAGCGAGGUUUUGAGAAAAUAUCCCAUAUUCCGGGCAGCCUAAAACAGUCAACCAUAACAAAAUCACGUUGCUGAAAUAAAGCAAAAAAUGUUCUAAAAACUAAAACAGUAUCCAACAAAUUUCUCAGCUUUC
Molecule: messenger RNA, 1342 nt
Organism: Culex pipiens pallens (northern house mosquito)
Lineage: Eukaryota; Metazoa; Arthropoda; Insecta; Diptera; Culicidae
Exons: 6
Coding region: 98-523 (141 amino acids)
Source: RefSeq, a predicted model, not a curated record